Molecule: messenger RNA, 975 nt
Organism: Spodoptera exigua (beet armyworm)
Lineage: Eukaryota; Metazoa; Arthropoda; Insecta; Lepidoptera; Noctuidae
Source: the annotation of a GenBank genome assembly
AUCGUUCAUUAGUCGAAGAGUAAUCCUGAAGUUUGUACGGGAGGGGCGAGAUUUAGCGCCGCCCAGCGGGCCCGGCCGCCCGCCUUGCGUGCGCGCAGCUCAAAUGGUGAACGUCACGCUGUAAGACAAGAUCAAACCCACCCCUAAAAUUGUGCAAGUUUCAAAUUAAAAAAUAUGAUAGUGCAGUGUUCGUGAUACAAAUAAUUAAAAUAGUGCAAUAAUAAAAAUGCCCAGAAAAAGAGUGAAUCGAUCCCCGCCUGUUGAGAAACGAACCGACGAUGCGGAUGACGACGAUUUCUUUUUUGAUGAUAAUCAGUCAAAUUCUGGUCGGAGUUCACAAGAACCACAACACAGAAACGCCGCCAACGCAAGGGAACGAGCUCGAAUGCGAGUUCUCUCAAAAGCAUUUUGCAGACUGAAGACGACAUUACCCUGGGUACCAGCAGACACGAAACUCUCCAAGCUAGACACACUGCGACUAGCUGCAUCUUACAUAGCGCAUCUGCGAGCUCUGCUACACGAACCGAGAUCUGCGCAUACGCCGCCGCAUCCUCUCAGCCUGGCCUGGCCAUUCGCUUUCCAGCACGGAGGAACCCUGAGUUGCGCGAUAUCACAAAGAUGGAAUAUCAAUCCUCCAAACAACGACUCUUCUAGUAGAAACGCCCAGCCUCCGAGAGAGAAUACUCAAGACAGUCAUACACACUGUGACGGUUAUCCAGACUAUCCCGACAACGAUUACGAAGAACGUUGUUAUGAAGAAAUGAACACGAACGAAUCGUGCGCAGCAAAUAUGCAAUACUGUAACUAUGGUUACAAAGAUAAUUACUAUGAAAUGAGGAAUGAUAUGAGGAAUUCUUACGCGUCUGAUAGCAUGAUGAACUAAGAGUACCUACUUAUUGGGGGAUAAUUACUGGGGUCCUUGUCAAAAAUUUUGGGUCAAGGACCUAUUUUAUCUGCCCCUUUUUAGCAAUGUGG